AUGGCGACAUCAGGGAAUGAGGGAAAUAAUGAGAAAAUACCAUUUCCUGAUAUUGCAUUGUUAGAUAAAUCAAAGAGUUUUCACUCAAGUGUCGAAGGUAAGAUAUGGAUUCGCUUGUCAAUUAAUUUAUGCUGGUGGCUUCAUGAUAUGUACCAAAUUGAAGAAAAUGAUACAAAUGCAAAAUUGAAGUAUAUCGAAAAUAAACUCGCUCAAUGUAAAUCUUUGUUUCCUGUACGAUUUGCAUUGAUGUUCUCCGAUCCUAAAUCUAUGCCGAGUGAACAACACCCAUUUUUGAUCUGUCGUCAAGAUGAGCAUAAAACAGUUUUAUUAGUAUUUCGUGCAACUGUUUCAUCAAAAUCUAUUCAAGAUGUAUUUACCGAUCUGCAGUUUUAUGCGAAUCGAGAAGUGUAUGAAGGCAACAGACAUUCGGGGUUUGCUAAACGUGCUGAAUCAGGUCCAUUAUUGGCAGUUGUCAAUUGGUUACGACAAGGAUGGAAAGUGAUUGUUACUGGACAUUCUCUAGGCGGUGCAGUAAGCCAACUAUUUACUGCUCAAGUCAUCAAAUCUCUUACUGAAAUUGGUUUAACAGUUGAUCAGGUUGUAUUACGCUGUAUCGCCUUCGGUAUACCACAAUGCGCUGAUCACAACUUCUGGGUCAGCUAUACCACAUGGUAUGAUAUUUUUGAUAGUUACAUUUAUGAAAACGACGCAAUUUUUCGUUUGGUGACGUUCGGAGCUGAUCAAACAAGAAAUAUAGUUGACGCAUUUGUUAGAUACAUUGGUAAAAUCAAAAGAACUAUUAAAUACAUGAUUGAUGAUCCACUACCAGGCGUUGUCGGUUAUGCUGACGAUCAGAUUGAAAAUAUCAUUAGCGACGCUCUGAUUCCAACAUAUUCCGUGUUUGGACGUCAUCAUUUUAUUAUUAAAAAUCAUCAAGGAGAACUGAAUAUUAUUUCAUUAGGUGAAACACCGGACGACAAAGCAACAUUUUUAGAGAAUUUGACAAGCGGAAGAAAUCAUUGGUAUACAUUUUUCAGUGAAAAAGAUUUAGCUCCUGCUGGACCAUUUAAAUUUGUCUAUCGAGAAUUUUUGGAUCACGGUUGUUAUCCGUUUGCUAUAAAUCAGUUAUUUAACGCAGAAGCUACUCGACGAUUAGGCGAUGCUAACUUCUCAACACAAAAGCUAUUGCGAUCACCACUUGACCAUACUUCCUCGAAAUCAGUCUUUAAUCUAUCUGCGUUCAUUUAUUCACAAAACGAGGAUUUUUCAUAUCCUCACUAUAUUUAUUUACAAGGCUUUUUAGUCGACUUCAUUCGUUUUGUGAUAUUACCAGUUGAGCUGGCAAAAUCUGAGAAAGACCGAAAACAAGAUGUAGUCAUGACACAAGAACAAUCUGAUGGACGUGGUGCUUUAUACUUUAAAUCAUCGCAAUCAACAGAAUUUAUCAAGCAUCAUUCAACCUUUUUCGUUGAGGUUACAACGUACUUCGGUUCAUGUUUUACUCGAGUUGCUGUUCUGUCAGAUAUUACCAAUUCAAUGUUUCCAAAUGUUUACGAUCUCGAUCCGGUAUCAACGGUGUUACGAGGUUAUCAUGAAUUAGUUUUAGAUGCCAGUUCGGCUGAACAAUACAAUGAAUCGGCAUUAUCACGAAGCUUUUCAAUUCUAUUCGAUUCAUUUAAACAUAUUUAUUACGAUGAAGGCGAUAAAAUAUUCGCAAGAUAUUUAGCCGAAAUUCAAAGCGUAAAUUAUGUGAAUGAUAUAGAAACAUAUUUGGACGAUAAUAAAAUACCACAGUCAGAAGAAGCCGUUUAUGAAUAUUUUGAAAAUGAAUUAAAGUUGUUGAAAAAUGUAUCGGAAGAUUCACUACAUACUUCGGAUGAAAUACGUGAAAAGGCUAAAAAUCUACAUCAAGUAUUAUUGAACACAUUAACGUUACACCUUUAUGUGAAACAAAAACAAACCCUACCGCCUGAAGCGCUGCAAGGUGAUGCAGAUUCUACUGUCAAUAUAGAGUUGCGCCAAGCUCUCUUAGAUCUAUCACAUAUAAACGUGACAUCGAUUAGUAACUCAGACAAAGUUAGUAUACAACUGGAACAGUUGUAUUUAGAAUUUACUGAACUUCGAGGAUAUCUGCGUCAAUUGCAUAAUCGUCGAGAAAUUAAUUUUAUUCAAAGCAUUUUCAAGUCUGUAAUGGCACCAUUUUUUUUUCUUAAAAUUAAACUGAAUCACUUAGUUGUUGUUUUCAGAAAUCAUUCGUGGAUAAAACAAACCGUACUAAUAGUACAAAAUUAUAUUAUGAACCGAAUUAAUAAUCCCUUAUGGGAGCGUAGAUACUUGGUAUGGUUUUCAAGCAAAAAAUUUCUUAAUCAGAUAAGAAAAACAUUGCUUGAAAUUUCAGUAUCCUUAUUAUUAUCAAUUGGUGAACGGAUAGAAGCGACCGAGGAUGAUUGGCAAAUUUUGUUCAGGCUAGAGGCAUGUGAUCGAUUACAUAAAAUGACGACGGUUAAAAAUGAGAAAGAACGAAAUGAUCUGUGGAAUCAAACAUUUACAAAAGAACCAUUAAAAGAUGUACCCAAUGAGCAUCGUUGGAAUUGGAUCGGGCUACUACAACUCUGUUAUCAAAUAGUUUCAACGCGCAAAAUUUUAAUUCGAAAGCCACCGAAAGUUGUUCUCUCUGGCCAAUCACAAACAGGAAAAUCGACUUUAUUUAAAUAUUUAACCGGGAGGAAUUUAGAGGAACUACGAAACAUCGACGCAUUCAAUACUCGAAUGGCACUUCAGUGUCCUGCUUUUAUUAAAUUUAACAAUGAUGAAAACAAAAAUGAUGAAUCAGGUUUAGUUAUUGAUGUUGUCGACAAUCCUGGCCAAAAUGAUGCUACGGGGCAGGCAGAAAAUAUGUUAGACAUGACAUUGCAUUCAGCUAGUCUAUUUAUUGUGGUAACAACAGUCGUAGAUAUUAAUCAACGACAUAGUAUUGAAUUUAUCAAUAAACUUUUAAAAGCUACAAAAGUCAACAUUCUUAUUUUAAUAAAUCAAGUUGAUGUUCGUUUAUUUGAGGAAUGGGAAAAUUGGAAAGAGAAAAGUUUAAACAACGAUGAAUCAGAAGACGAUGAUUGGGAACACAUGGGGAAAGCUACUAUUCAUACCGCAUCGGAAUCAAUAUCCAAUUUUAGUGCGUUAACAACUAUUAGAAAAUUGAUUGAACGUCCAAUAAACGAAUUGAAAAGUCAACUUACAAAUGAUCAAAAAGAAAUAGAUAAUCGUGUUACGAUUAUACCUACUAUUUUAAAAGAUUUUCGUAAAUCUGAUGCGAGAUUUAACGAUUUACAAAGCUUCGCAGAACGUGAAAAAGACUUUCGUCCUGAAUUAUCAAAAUCAAAUGUGACAAAAUGGAUAGUUGAUAAACUUACUAAAUGA
This is a messenger RNA of Adineta steineri, 3417 nucleotides long. NCBI's taxonomy places the organism in Eukaryota, Metazoa, Rotifera, Eurotatoria, Adinetida, Adinetidae. The record is from the annotation of a GenBank genome assembly.